UCUGCACCCUCUGCUCUUUACAUGCUCUACAUAACUUACUGACAGCGCCAAAAUGUGUGGGCGAUACGCACUGGGCCUCCGUGCCGCAUUUGUCCGCUACCAGCUUCAGCAACAGGGAAUGCCGGUUGAUGAAGCCCCCGACGACGAUGAGGCCCGCGAAACCUAUAACUUCCCUCCCGGAUCCUUUGGCCUCGUCUACCGUGCGGACGUUCCCGACCAAGGGGUCAGGGGCACCGAAGAAGCAGAAACCAGCGACGCUGCAGAGCACGACGAUCCAGCACAGCAACAAGAACAAGAACCCCAGGAGUCGACUGCACCUGCGUCCAGUCAAUCGAAGCACUUCAACUACCAGCUCAAAGUCAUGAAAUGGGGUCUGAUCCCCUUCUGGACCAAGCGCGCACCCGAUUACGGUUCUAUGCUUCGCACCAUCAACUGCCGCGACGACUCUCUGAUCGAGAACCGGGGUAUGUGGAACACGAUGAAACAGAAGAAGCGGUGCCUGGUGGUGGCGCAGGGCUUUUACGAGUGGUUGAAGAAGGGCCCAGGCGGAAAAGAGAGGAUCCCUUACUUCGUCAAGAGAAAAGACGGUAAUUUGAUGUGGUUCGCUGGACUAUGGGACUGUGUCAAGUACGAAGACACGGAGGAGAAGUUGUAUACCUACACCAUCAUCACGACGGACGCGAACAAGCAGCUGCAGUUUCUGCAUGAUCGAAUGCCUGUCAUUCUGGAUCCGGGGACAGAGGAAGUCAAGAUGUGGCUGGACCCGACAAGGAACAAGUGGAGCAAGGAGCUUCAGGCGAUUUUGAAACCCUAUCAGGGUGAGCUCGAAUGCUACCAGGUGGACUCGGCCGUAGGGAAAGUGGGAAACAACUCACCUAGCUUCAUUGUCCCGAUCGACAGCAAGGAGAACAAGAAGAAUAUCGCGAAUUUCUUCAGCAAUGCGAGUGCGAAGAAGCCCAAGGGAAAAGUCGAGGUGAAACCAGAACCAACCCAACUUGCACUUGAGAGUACUGGCAAUGAAAAAGACGCAACACUACCCCCGACAAGUACCCCCCCGGUUGAGGAGAAGCAGGGACAGAAAAGGCAGCACGAUGAUGGAUCCCAGGAAAGUCCUACCAAAAAGCAAGCAAAGCUGUCCUCUCCUACUCAGACUCUGAAGUCUCCUCCAUCCAAGACGACUCUGGGCAAGAAGCCCAAAAGCGCGACCAGUAACAAAGACAUGACUCUGAAGACUAGUCCCACAAAGAAAAUUGAGCCUGGAACACAACGAAUCACGAAUUUUUUCACAAAGUGAUAAUCAUAUUGAACCUCGAUAAGGGCCGAUCAUGCGUCUGCCAACCGCCGGUCACGCGCCAGGGACGUUACGAGAUCCUCGCCGUAUUCGACCUCAAUCCACUUCCCACCAGCCUCCUUGCGGACAUUCCGCAAAUACCGCGCGACAGACUGUGCGGUGUUUCGAAUCUUGUCGAAGCGCUCUCGCUCUUUCUUGUACCGGUAAAGUCGGCGCUCCGCCUCGAUAUCCUCGUCCUGUGCAUAGGAGCCGUGACCUAUCGCGGCAGGAGGAAUGGGUCUCCAUCCAACUUCCAGCACCAGAGUCUCGAGCCCGCGCCAGCCACUGUUCCAUUCAGGACCAACCUUUUCCCUGUUGGGAGGAGAUGACGAAUGCGAAAAGAAAAGACCUGUGCGAGGGGGAGUCCAUUCCAGCGCAGCAAACCAAUCCCCACAGCCUGUGAGAUCCAGCCAUUUCAGGCAGUAUAGGGAUCGGCUCAGCGUCCGGAGUAUGCCUGCUGCUUCUCGCCAGUCAUUGUCGAACGACGUAUAAAAAUCCGAUCCACCAUACACGACCGAUCUAGAGCCCGGUAUGUCGAUUAAGGCUCUUGUGGAUGCGGCGUUCGGCGUAAAUGUAGGCUGAGGCCAGUAUGCGAGCGAAAGAGAGGUCAAAGUGUUCAACUCACUAGCAAGAGAAAGUAGCGAAGCCCAAGAGGCGGCUUUGACGCUCGAUGGAGAGAUGGCGAGGGAGAGAUGCUUCAGAUUCCCGAAGUUGUGGACGGUUUUGGGAAGGGAACUGAUUGUUGGGGUGACCGCAGCCACGGCGUUGCUGUCCGCAUCAGCGUCCCAGCUAUCGGGCGUUGGAUCCAAUGUUCCAGCUCGAGUGUCUGUCACCGUCUCGAUCCGCGCAGGAACUGCGUUCUUGACCAAUAGAUCUCUCUCUAGCUGUUUCAAAGUUGUCCAAGCCCCUAAAGCAUUGCUUAAGUCCAG
Messenger RNA from Cladophialophora immunda, 2259 nucleotides. RefSeq lists its product as uncharacterized. The record is from RefSeq and is a predicted model, not a curated record. Gene Ontology annotation, molecular function: single-stranded DNA binding. NCBI's taxonomy places the organism in Eukaryota, Fungi, Ascomycota, Eurotiomycetes, Chaetothyriales, Herpotrichiellaceae. The coding region runs from base 53 to 1294 and encodes 413 amino acids. The transcript has a single exon. Gene Ontology annotation, biological process: DNA damage response.